AAAAGCAAAGAUGACAAAUAAAGUUUGAAAUUCAAAAGAGAAGCAGCACGAAGAAGACGAAGAAGACGAAGAAUCUUGGAAUUCGAGAUCCGAGGAGAAGAUGCACUCGUCUCUUCAGACUCAGCAGCCGGAGCAGCGAUGCCGGCCGAUGACCUCGACGGUAUCGGAGAUCGAGGAAGUUAUACCCGAUGAGGACUCCGAUAGAACGACUCUUCUUAACGGUGAACCGUUGCGUCGUCGAGUUUCCGGUAAGUUACCGGUGGACGAAGAACCUCGUCGGAUUUUCCGGCAGCAAUCGUUCGGCCGCGAUAUCGGCCACGCGGCAGCUGAGACGUACCUAAUUACUGGACUUAGCUUCAAGCUUCUUCGUUACCUCGGGGUAGGCUAUCGAUGGAUGACAAAAUUACUUGCCCUUACAUGUUAUGCUAUGCUGCUUAUGCCUGGCUUUCUUCAAGUUGCAUAUAGUUAUUUUUUCUCAAAACAAAUCCGGAGGAGUAUAGUGUAUGGAGAUCAACCAAGGAACAGGCUGGAUCUGUACUUGCCAAGCAACAACGAUGGCUUGAAGCCGGUUGUGGUUUUUGUGACGGGUGGAGCUUGGAUUAUUGGGUACAAAGCUUGGGGCUCGCUCUUGGGAAUGCAGCUAGCAGAAAGGGAUAUCAUUGUAGCAUGCCUUGACUACAGGAACUUUCCUCAGGGAACAAUUAGUGAUAUGGUAACUGAUGCUUCUCAAGGAAUCUCAUUUGUCUGCAAUCACAUCUCUGCAUUUGGAGGUGACCCCAACAGGAUCUACCUGAUGGGGCAAUCAGCUGGUGCCCAUAUAGCCGCUUGUGCUCUGUUGGAACAGGCUACUAAAGAAUCAAAAGGAGAGAGCAUCUCCUGGAGGGUGUCCCAGAUAAAAGCUUAUUUCGGAUUAUCUGGAGGGUACAAUCUAUACAAUUUGGUUGAUCACUUCCAUAAUCGGGGACUGUAUCGCUCGAUUUUCCUAAGCAUAAUGGAAGGAGAGGAGUCCUUUAAAAAAUUCUCCCCAGAAGUAAGAUUGAAAGACCCCGUUGUUGGAAAAGCUGCGUCUCUAUUGCCUCCUAUUAUACUUUUCCAUGGAUCCUCAGAUUAUUCCAUACCAUGCGAUGAAAGCAAAACUUUUACAGACGCUCUCCAAGCUGUUGGAGCCAAAGCCGAGCUUGUUUUAUACAGCGGAAAGACACAUACCGAUUUAUUUCUUCAGGAUCCCUUAAGAGGCGGUAAAGACGAACUCUUUGAUGACAUAGUCUCUGUGAUACAUGCGGAGGACAAUGAUGCGCUGACGAAAGACUCAUUGGCUCCUCCCAGAAAGCGUCUUGUCCCAGAGUUGCUGCUGAAACUGGCUCGUGAGAUACAAUCUCACUCACCAUCAAACAACUACAACAUCUGGGUUAGUAUGAUGAAAGUAGAGAGUAACUGGGCACAAGCCUGUGAUACAUGCCGAUCAGCCGCCUGCACCGUGUACUGCCGGGCUGAUUCUGCCUACCUGUGCACCAGCUGUGAUGCUCAAGUUCAUGCUGCCAAUCGUCUUGCUUCCCGCCAUGAACGUGUUCGAGUCUGUCAAUCAUGUGAGCGAGCCCCGGCUGCCUUUUUCUGCAAGGCAGAUGCUGCAUCUCUAUGCACUACCUGUGAUUCAGAGAUUCAUUCAGCAAACCCACUUGCUAGACGCCAUCAACGAGUUCCAAUUCUGCCCAUUUCAGAAAACUCUUACAGUUCCACGGCCACUAACCAUUCAUGUGAGACAACAGUGACAGAUCCAGAGAACAGACUGGUGCUUGGUCAAGAAGAAGAGGAUGAAGAUGAAGCAGAGGCAGCUUCGUGGUUGUUGCCUAAUUCAGGGAAAAACAGUGGUAACAACAAUGGGUUCUCUAUUGGUGACGAGUUUCUGGACCUUGUUGAUUACAGUUCGAGUGAUAAGCAAUUCACUGAUCAAUCCAAUCAGUAUCAACUAGACUGCAACGUACCUCAGAGGAGCUAUGAGGAUGGAGUCGUUCCACUUCAAGUUGAAGUAUCAAAGGGUCACAUGCACCACGAGCAACAGAACUUUCAGUUGAGUAUCACCUGUGGCUCCCCAAGAGCUCAUCGAAGCUCCAAUGGUUCCCUAAGUCAUAUGGUACAUGUUUCAUCUAUUGACCUGGGAGUUGUGCCAGAGUCAACAACGAGUGACGCAACAGUAUCAAACCCAAGAUCGCCCAAAGCGGUAACAGACCAAGUACCUGACCCUCCAGCUCAGAUGCUCAGUCCAAGGGACAGAGAGGCUAGAGUCCUGAGAUACAGAGAGAAGAAGAAGAUGAGAAAAUUUGAGAAGACGAUAAGAUAUGCUUCAAGGAAAGCGUAUGCAGAGAAAAGACCACGGAUCAAGGGGCGGUUUGCAAAGAGGAACGAAGUUGAUGCAGAGGCAAACGAAGCUUUCUCCACAACAAUAACGUUUGACACCGGAUAUGGAAUUGUUCCAUCAUUCUGAUGCUGCUAUGGCAAAACUAGACUGCAUGCUUGUAAAUUACUUCUGGUUUGAAAUUCCUGCAGGUUGUUACCACGGAUAUGCAUAUAGGCAUGUAGUUUUGUCUAACUAGUACGAGUUAAUUAGAUAUAAAUUCAUAUUUAGCUA
This is a messenger RNA of Arabidopsis arenosa, 2626 nucleotides long. The record is from the annotation of a GenBank genome assembly. Lineage: Eukaryota; Viridiplantae; Streptophyta; Magnoliopsida; Brassicales; Brassicaceae.